GUCAUUCCAUGUCAUCCCACUCCACCGUCGAAGGUUUUGGUUCCUGAAUGAGUGAUUCACGCAGUUUCUAGACGGGGCUUGGAUCGGAAUUGCUCAAUGUGAUUUAUAGACAAUUCACGAGAUGGGAUGUCGUUGUAUGGGAUUUGAUAGGUUCGUUGCUCUCGCCAUCAACAGAAUCAAGGGCACGAUAUGGAAUUAUAUGGAGCCAUCAUGUAUUUAUCACCUAAUGGAGCGUGAAGCCAAAGUCCCACCGGCGAUUUGCGUAUUAUUGGGAUCAUUGGGAUUGUUGGUAUUCAUUCUUCUUCCUUUUCUUGCCCUGCCCUGCCCUUUCGUGCCCUUUCCCAGCCACACGUUUGUUAAUUACUUAUUUGAUCCAGGAGACUGACGGUACACACUCGAGGCUGAUUGAAUUGAUAAGGAUAUCGAUCGUUCGUCUUCAGCUCCGUCCAAAACAUAUUUUGUUUUUCCAUUUCCCUUCCCUUCCCUUCCCUUCCCUUUCAAAGUACACCACGCACGACACCUCAACCCUCUGUUCCCGCAUCUGCAUCUACCGCCCAUCUCCCAUCUCCCAUCUCCCAUCUCCCAUCUCCCAUCUCUGCCUAUCACUUUUUCUCUCCGAUAUCAAAAUCAAUCAAUUGUGUUUCACAAACGCAUCCCAUCCAUAAAUUCUGCCGAUUCGAAGAGAGGAGACUGGAACUCACGUCUUGUACAUCCAUUCCUGUCGGCACUUGUGGUUUUCCUAUUGAUAGAGUCAUCCGAUAACAAUGGCAUCCCCUCCAUCCCCACCAUACGAUAAUACCGAGGAUCCUUUGGCCAGUCAGAAAAUGAUGCAUGGCAAUUCCAUGCCGGAACCCAGCGAAUCUCCCAAAUCUCAAUUGCAUGAUGCCAUUGAGAGGAUUCAGUCUUUGCACAAGAGGAGAGCCCAGAUUAAGACGAUUUAUGAAAAUGAGAGACAGUAUCUGGAUCAGAGGAGUCAGAAGACGAAGAGUAGUUUUGAGGGGUUGAUUGUUAGUACGGAGGAACAGAUACAGAGUAUUAAUGAGUUCCCAGCUUUCGACAGUCAUCCAGAUUAUACAGAGGUUAAUGGAAAACUACAUUCCGUCGCAUUGGACACCAAAGCUCUCUUUCAAAAUGUUAAUGCUUUGAGCGAAUCAAUCAUCAUGGCACUGGACGCUUGGUAUCAAAAAGAAGUCGAUAAAUGCGCAUAUGAAAUCAAGCUCGCAGAAAAAGAUUACAAGCGUUCCUUCGAUACCUGGCAAGAUCUCAUCAAAUCCGGCGAUCUCUUCGGCGCAUCCGAACCCUUCAAAGCUCCCGCUCCAACAAAUCCCGGUCCUAGUUCCUCUCGUUCCUCGCACCAAUUGCAAGAUGGUCCCGAUCCUCAUAUGUAUGCAGCUCCUCCGGUUCCCAAUCCUAAUAAUUCCAUUCCGCAUAAAUCCGACACGAUCACUUCACAGCACAAUAUUAGACCUCAAAGUAGUAGAAAUGCGAGUAUAGAUAUGGGUGCGAAUAUGAGUGGUGCGAUGAUGAACGGUAGUAUGAAUGGAAGAGGAAAUGGAAAUGGAAAUGCGAAUGCGAGUAUGAAUGGAGAUAUGAAUUAUCCGCCUAACUCUAGUGAGAAGCGAUCUGGGGGAAAGAAGAAAACUUUUAGUUGGUUGAGUGGAGGGAGUGGGAAUGGGAAAUAUAUUGAGUGAGUGGGUGGUAGAUGUGGUGAUAAUGGAUGGAGAUGGAGAUGAGUAUCGAAUUAUGAGGAUGGAUGGUUGCGAAUAAAAUGGGUUGGAUGGUUGGUUGGAGGGGAUAUCUUUGUAAAUGAAUGGCGUUUGGGAAUACCGUUUAUGGAUGUCAUGCUAAGGCAUACAUUGAAUAGCAAGAAGAUGGUACAUAUAGUGAGAGAUGAAGGGAUGGAUUGGAGCUUCAUUAUGUUAUGUUUGAUUUUUUUUUUUUUUUUUGAUUUCUUUUUCUUGCGAAUUGGUAAUGAUGAUGAAAUGAAAUGAAAUGAAAUGGAAUGGGAUAAUUACAUAUGAUGGAUGUAGAGAUUAUGUAUUUAAUUAAUGAUUAUACGAUUGUUAUGAUAUAUGUGUGUGGGUAUAUGUUUAAGUGAAUGACA
Molecule: messenger RNA, 2104 nt
Organism: Botrytis cinerea B05.10
Lineage: Eukaryota; Fungi; Ascomycota; Leotiomycetes; Helotiales; Sclerotiniaceae
Exons: 4
Coding region: 765-1691 (308 amino acids)
Source: RefSeq, a predicted model, not a curated record